AUGACAGCCCCAGUAAUCGGGCAUUACGUUGAUUAUAUCCGCAUAGGGAGAUACUGUGGAAGGCAGUCUGAGUCCGGGCUAGUCCGGGUGGCAGCCUGGGCCAAGCCUGGGCAGCAAGUGGAGAAUCUAACGGCCUUCUUUCACGCCAUUCGUCGAUCCGGCCACGCCAUUGACCGACCCAGCGCGGGAAUGCUGACCAUGAGGACCCAGGUUGAGUUGGUAGAGGGACGUCCUACUGAUAGUGGCCAUGGCAUGUCGAGGUCGAGAGGUGUUACUGCGAAUAGUCCAAGACUAAUCCUGCUGUUCGUGAGAUGUGUCUGGCUUCAAGAGAAAGAUAGGGAAUGGCGGUGGGAGAAGCUGCAGCAGCUUGAAGCGCAUAGGCUCAGAGUCAUGGCACUCCAACUCGCCGGCGCGUCGGGGACGACCGCCAAUGUGGCGCGCCUGAUCUGUGCGCUCUUUCUCCACGCACCACGACCACCGCUCUUCCAAAACCCUCAUAUGCUGAGCUGGAUUGAUGUCUUCUCUCGCAUGUCCGAAAAUAGCACCACGCAUUCAAGUUCAAAAACCCCGGCUUCAAGUUUGGCCAGCGCAAGCCUCCCGCCAUCUGCCAUCCCGGUCCAUCGUCGUUUGAACGGCAAGGCACGUCUCAUACACAAGCUCCUAUCAAGACCCGUUGCUAGAGGUGUAGUAGAUGCUUUGAUGGCCGUUCGGGAGCUCGAUAGCCAGGAGCCCCAGCCCCUGCUCGUUUGGGGUGCGCAACUUAGAAAACCGGAAGGAACGUUCAGGAAGUUGGAUGGACUUGUGGAGGACAAGCUUCAGGUUAGCGGGUUCCUGCACCGGUGA
Messenger RNA from Epithele typhae, 843 nucleotides. RefSeq lists its product as uncharacterized. The record is from RefSeq and is a predicted model, not a curated record. The coding region runs from base 1 to 843 and encodes 280 amino acids. Lineage: Eukaryota; Fungi; Basidiomycota; Agaricomycetes; Polyporales; Epitheliaceae. The transcript has 2 exons.